AAAAAAGAGAUAGAUAGAUGAGUUGGCGAUUAGAAAUGGCGUCUCUGUGAGUUGUCCUUUUCGCACGUUAUAUUCUCAUUUUAUUACAAUCAAAACAAAUUAAAUUGUUUACAAAACUUAUAAAAUGCUAACAUUUGUUAACUGAAUGUUAAGACUGAAUUAGAAGUAAUAAAUUAAACAAUGUCUCAUACUGGGCGAGGCGUUGCGAUAUAUGUGAUUUCUUUAGAAUUUUGUAUCAAUACCUCGUCCAGGUAUGUUAUGUGCGCGUUUUAGUGCAAGUGCUAAUAUAUAUUAGUGAAAAUGGACAAAAAGAAUAAAAAGAAAACUGUGAUCAAAAGGAAAAGCGAUGAUCCCGGCGACGGCGAGAAGAAACAUAAGAUUAUGGUAAACCGCGGGAAAAAUGAUAGUGAAAAGGAAAAAGUGGAAGUUGAGGUGAAUCAAGUGGUUGAGGUGCCAGUGGAACAGGGCCAGCAGAUAGUGCAUACUGGGCAGUUGGUUGAGGGCAACUUUGAACAGCCAGUAUUUUUGAACAUGAAGGGAGAGCCUGUACAGUUAGCUCCGAAUACUGUCAUCCUGUAUGAGCAGAGUUCUAAUCCAUCUAAUUUCGCUUUCGGCGGAAUGUGGACGAUGGACUCCUCAGGGAGAAUCGUGAUGGCGGAGACGAUAUAUGACGUUAAGGGUGAGCCUGAAGAAGAAGGCGGUACCUUCGUCCAGAACGCGUCGGAGGUAAACAAUCAAGCUGUUGAAGAGACCAGCAAUACCUACCAGCAGUACGAGCUGAGCGGCAGCACUCAAGUGGACGGUCAGGAGUAUGAGGUAGCCAUCAUAGAGAAUCCAGGGGAACCGGCCGAGAGGUCCGAGUCCCAGGUGAUCACCACGGAGGCGCAGCUGGUCGCAGCUGGUGCUGGCGCCGUUCGUUGGCUUAACCAGAAGUACGAUUUUGUUGUUAGGAAGCUCCAGCUGAAUUAUGAUGCGGGGGUGAAGUUGCUUCACUCGCAAUCCGGUUGCAUACAAUGCGUAUAUCUGACGACUCCCAGUAUGCAGUUGGCUUUCAACGCUGUGCCACAGUUUCUGUGCAUAGAGACGGGUAUUGAGUUCACCAGUGUUAUACCCACAACAGGAGGCAGCAGUCCCAGCAUUAAACACAAUGUGACCUUGUUCCUCGCUGAAGACGGGAACGGGAAGUCUGUUAUAGUUAGUGCAGGUAUAUCAACAUUAAUAGGCGAGGAUCUCACUUGGUUGUUGGAGACGUUCAAGUCCUGUAACCCCGCCUGGCGCCAGGUCCGCUGUGUCGUGUGCGAUCCCACCAAAUAUCAUGAGGAGGUGCAAGCGGCGUUUUCUUCAGCCCACGUGUCAAGUUCCGUGUGGCAGGCGGCGAGAGCUGCGGGGCGUUUGGCUGCCGAGUCUGUGGGGGAAGAAGGUGACGCGCCGCUCGCUGUACUGUCCGCUGAGGACGUAGCCGCCAGGUGUAAGACCUACGCCCUGGCACUCCUCAGGGGUGACCACACACCAGCACAGCUACAGGUGUUGAAGCGAGGUAUAAUCGGUACGGGUGCGGGGACCCUCCGCGUCUGGGAGCUCCUCACCCUGCCGGGGGGCGCAGUCUCCAGAUUAGACAGCUGGCUUGAGGCUGACAAUUACACAAAUAUAUUACAUAAGGGAUUGGAGCGCCUCUGUUCCAAGUUCCAGUCGCUCAUCCGGAGUCAGAUGCAGCCGGACGAGUUCGUGUCACUGUUCUUCAGCGUCGCCAACACCUUGGAAGACGAGAGGAGGGAUUUUGCCAUCACCAGGCUCAGGGACACGGAGUCGUCGAAACAGUCCCCUACGGACACCAUUACACAGUACGCCUACAAUCUGAUGUCACACCAGACCAAGCUGGCGCAGAGGAGUCUUGAUGACAGGAUCAGCAGACGUCAAAGCAGUGCUGCCAUCUGUAAGUACGGGACGUCAACGCAGGAAUGCUCAUGUCUGUUCAGCAAGGUGUUCCGUCUACCCUGCAGGCAUAUAUUGAUGUUGACAACCGAGCUAAAGGUGAAGACUCACAUACCGUUCGAGCCGCGCUGGACGGUGCAGCAUUGCCUGUUUGGAUGUGAAACGUCCACAGCUAGUAGUAAUGCGAGUGGCGGGGCUUUCAUGGAACAAGUGGUCGUUGAGACGGACUCACACAGACAGAUCCAACAACCACAGCAGAUACACCAGGUGGGUGGAGUCAGGCAGCAGCAGUAUGUGCUGGCAACUCCAGGACAAGCGGCAACACCGGUCUCACAGGUGAUAUUCUGCGGCGGGUCAGUCGGCGGCGUGGGCGCCGUGGGCGGUGUGGGCGGCGUGGGCGGCGCUCCAGUACUGACGUCCGUUUUACCACCUGGCGGGGCCGUGCUCACGCCGCAUCAUGCGUUACACCACUGAACACACACAAACACACAGACGCAGGCACAUAUGUACAGAGACACACACACAAGGAAACGUGCAGCUUAGCACCAAUUGUGUGUUUAAACAUGUAUAUUAGAUAAAUUUUGAUAUUAUAUCUGUAUGAGCAUAAAAUAAACACACACACACACACACACACACAUAAACAAUGUUUAUAGUUGAAAGAUUCUAUUAGAAAAUAGUUUUUAAUAUCUAUGAAUCCACACACACACACACACAUGCAAAAUCCUUGUCACAGACAAUUGUACAAAAGAAGCGAAGAGGCUUUGGACGGUGUAAAGCGAAAUUGAAUCUUAUUAGCUACUGAAUAAGGUUCAUCAUAAAUAAAAGGUCCCCCGACCUUAACUCUCUAUCAUACAGUUAGCGGGACUGUGUGAUGUGUAUAAAUGUAGCAAUAAUUUAGUUAGUUUUUUUUAUUUCCAUAUAUUUUGGUUAAUUUUGUAAAUAUUUAUAAUUAACACUUUAAUUUUUCUGUUUCAUUUUAAGAAUUUUCCGUCUCCUCUCAAACUGUCUGUAUCGAUAAAUGUUUAGAAGGUAAUAGCUAAUACAGUGCUAUCCAGCAACCGAUUGGACGACAAAUCCGUCGACCGGUCUGCCAACCGAUCAGCCGACGGUAUAUACUAUAUAUACACAAAGUUAAUUAAUAGUUAUUUAUCAGUCGAAUCCACAAAACUAUCCAACAAAACUUUAAAUUUAUACCCACUAUCAUGACUAACAACUGAUCGGACGACUAAUAUACAAACCUACCGACCAACUGAUCUACAAACUUUUCGAGCGACCAGUCGACCAAUUAAUCCACCAACUUAUCGAGCGACCGGUCCACCAACUGAUCUACCAACUUAUCGAGCGACCAGUCGAACAACUAAUCAACCAACUGAUCAACCAACUUAUCGAGCGGCCGGUCGACCAACUAAUCUACCAACCGCUCGACCAACUUAUCGAGCGACCGGUCCACCAACUGAUCUACCAACUUAUCGAGCGACCAGUCCACCAACUGAUCUACCAACUUAUCGAGCGACCAGUCCACCAACUUAUCGAGCGACCAGUCCACCAACUUAUCGAGCGACCGGUCCACCAACUGAUCUACCAACUUAUCGAGCGACCAGUCGAACAACUAAUCAACCAACUGAUCAACCAACUUAUCGAGCGGCCGGUCGACCAACUAAUCUACCAACCGCUCGACCAACAAAUUCCGACAGUCCACCAACCAAUUAUCUUGUAUGUUUUAAACAAUUCUCAUUAUUUUCAUCAUUAGACAAAUGAGUACUAGCAAAUAUAAGUCAAUGUGUAAAUAUUAAAUGCAAUUGUUAAAAUAUAACCCGGAAGUUAAAUUUGACCGGAAGUUAAUAUUAACUAAAUAAUAAUAGGUGUAACUUAUUACUAGACUACAUAGGAUAUGGGUUUUAUAAAUAUUGUAUGAGAAUAAAGACGACGAAAGAUC
Danaus plexippus (monarch butterfly) is the source of this 3868-nucleotide messenger RNA. RefSeq lists its product as uncharacterized. Lineage: Eukaryota; Metazoa; Arthropoda; Insecta; Lepidoptera; Nymphalidae. Gene Ontology annotation, molecular function: zinc ion binding. The record is from RefSeq and is a predicted model, not a curated record. The transcript is spliced from 15 exons. Bases 301 to 2406 code for a protein of 701 amino acids.